Cuscuta europaea is the source of this 3519-nucleotide messenger RNA. NCBI's taxonomy places the organism in Eukaryota, Viridiplantae, Streptophyta, Magnoliopsida, Solanales, Convolvulaceae. The record is from the annotation of a GenBank genome assembly.
AUUAAAUGCAAAGGCAAACUAUUAGGAAAGCCACCACCACCAUCUCACCAGUGAGGUUGACAUAAAGCAAUUUCUUUUAAUGGCAAAAUGAUCCAACGGCAGCGGAUGGCCCCAACUUGGCAAUCCGACGGUUAGAAUGGCUUAUCGUCAGGGACAGACCAAACACGCCAUAGUAGAAAGCUCGAGAGCCCCGUGACUUCAUCCCAACUUUCGUCUCAGACGCGUGUGCGUGCAAUCUUCUCCUACCGCGAUUCCCCUCUCUAUCUCUCUCUACAUCCCCAGUCCUUCCGUACGGAUCUUUCUCCCUCUAUAUCUCUAUACAUAUGAUUUACUCUUUUUUAAUAAGUGAUUUUAUUGAAUCUGUCUGCUUAUGUAAAGCCUUGUGUUUGACAAUCUGCAGACCUCGAUCUAGAUCGUCCAGUAUCGAGUGCGUUGACCCUGUCAAUCAGUUCCCGAUUCAAGAUCCGGUGAUCUUUUUUAUUACACUAUAAAAUGAUUCGCUCACAAGAUUCUCAGCGCCCUCAUUUGCACUUCAAAAAUCCCUUUUCAGUGAUACUACCUAAAGGCUCAUCACACCUAUCCCCUAGGCUCCUCUCUCUUUUGAAUGCUUUCGAGAAAUCAUUGGCUGAGAAACUCACAAGUCUCAAGCCGGGAAGCGGGGUUCGUGCCCUGAGUUUCUCAUGGAUGAAAGAAGCUAUGGCUUCACUUGCUGCAAUACACACUAGUGUCCAAACCCUGGUCAAAGAACUUGACCUUCCAGUGUGUGGUUGGGAUGAGAAGUGGCUUGAUGUCUACAUGGACAACAGCGUGAGCUUGCUUGAUAUAUGCACUGCUUUCAGCUCUGAGAUUUUGAGGCUUAACCAAGGCAACCUUUACCUCCGGUGCACCGUGCAUACCCUAGACAGCGAACCGAAGCAGUUCCAUGCACGAGCGAGGUCGUCUUUGGAUGGAUGGAGGAGCCGACUGGGUUCCGAAAACCCACGGAUUGAGAAUUGCCCUAUGAUUUUGAACCGUCUCAUCGAGAGCCUGAAGUUCCCUAAUAAGAAAGAUUCUGGGAAAGAGAGAGUUUUGAUGAAAGCUUUGUAUGGUGUCCGGGUGGUGACCAUUUUUUUCUGCAGUGUGUUUGCCACUGCCUUCUCUGGUUCUGCUGGAGGGAAGUUGAAGAAGAAUUUUGAGGCGCUUGAGGGUUGUUUUUGGGCAGAUGCCUUUGCUGACCUUCAGAGUUCUGUGAACGAAGAAAUAGAGGGUGGUGGAGGUGUGACCAGACUGAAGGAGGUUGAAGAUGUUGAUGCAAGUGUGAAUAAGCUAUACGCCAUUGUUGAGUCUGACAAAGUUGAAGGAGAAUUAUUAAUAUUAUUGUCAAAUGCAACUUCGGAGUUAAGACAGAAUGCUGAUAAGCUCUGCGAAGGGCUUGAUCUGUUGGGGAAGGAAGUCGACGGAUUCUUUAGGAUUGUUCUGACGGCACGUGAUGCAAUGCUUUCUAACAUUAGAGUUGGUAGCCAUAAGGUAUCUAAAUCAAAAAAAGAGGAGAAGCUGUAUAGAGGGGCAAAUUGUGAUGUCAAGAAUAGGUAGCUACCGGGAGCAUGGGUCUUCUUCUUGUGUAUACAAAGGGGCUGCCUAAGUGUGUGUGUGGGGUGGAUUUGAUGUAAUACGGUUCCUUAUGUGGCGUUCAACCUCUACUUAAUUGCCAAAAUGUGUAGAGCAAUGUUUGUGAUAAAAAGCUGUGAGUUGUGGUCUAUCAAUCAUUAAUCAAGUAUGGAGUAUGUUCUAAUAUCCAUGAAAAGUUUACUUAGACUUUGAAAAAUUCUAUUCACCGCCAUUACAUUAAAUAUCAAAAAUAAAAUUGAUUGAAAUAUCUAAAUUACCCUUACAACCAUAUCACUCGUCGAAAUAGGUCAUCCAACCGUUGCUUCCGCAGUUCCGCAGAAGGAAAAGAGGAACAGUGAUGCAGCCGUGAAAUCCGUCCCGGCAGUCUCCUCAAAGCGGUUGUGGACUUGGCUGUGAUCAGACUGAAUUCCAUUUCGCACUAUUGCUUGGAGGAACUGAACAGAGGAAGGCGGUAAGGGCAAUGUUAUGCCCUUACUCCCUUAGGAUGCCAAUUCAGCUCCUACUUCACACAAAUGGGAAGAUAUUCUUGGGUAGGUGCCUCUUGGGCUGAAGGCGAUUACAUUGUUACCUAAUGGGCAUAUUAGGCAUUCUAAAAUGUUUGUAAUUAUUGCAAUAAUAUAUGUCUAUACCUACUUUGGGCAAGUUUUAUUUCAUCUUUUUGGCACUUAAGGCCCGCUUAAUUGGGUACUUGAGUGUGUGAGUUUUAUAGCCUACAGUAGUGAUGGACUCUGGUCCGGGCCGGGGCCGAGUCGGGCCUAGGCCCGGGCGGGCCGGCGGGUCAGAAAUGGUGGACCCGGGACCGGCCCGGGUAACCACCGGGUCCGGGCCGGGCCCAUUAUAAUUUUUUUUUGUUUGUUUUCCUCUUCCUAAUUAACCCCCCUCCCACCCCCAACCCCCAAACCACCCCAAAUGGCCCAAAAUACCCAGUCCAACCAAAAAAUUUAAAAAAAAUUGAAAAAAAAAAGUUUUUGGCCCGAACCGGGCCUUGUUUUGGGUGACCCGAGCCCGGACCGGAAAACCCACGGGCCGGGCCUACCCGGACCGGUCACUGACCGGGCCACCGGGUCGGGCCGGGCCGGAACAGUACCGGUCCGGCCCGGUUCCGGGUCGGGCCACCCGGCCCGAGUCCAUCACUAGCCUACAGUCUCGGGUUUAGUUCUCAUUGAAACCUGUUUGACAAAACGAAAAAGAAUUUUACCUUUAAGCAAAACAUUUACGGAGUAAAUCAAUUGGAUUAAAAAUCGUUUCCUACUUGCGAUUAAGAUUACUUGCUAGAAUGGGCGAAAUUGACACAGAACCAGACCCCCACUCCUAUUAUUGGAUUCCCUAAAAAGCAGCUACCGGGAAGAGUCUACCCUAAGGAUGGGUCAUGUCCAUUUUUGCGCCCAUGGGCGAUAUAGUAUAUUGGGCUUACACUCAAGAAAAAUUGUACACUAUGUAUAUUUUAUUUUUUAUAUCGUUACACUAUACAUAUUUAAAAUAUGAAUUUUAACUAAAAUACUCUAUAUCUAAUAAAGGUCAUAAAUAAAGGCAAAAGUCACUUUACUAUUAUUUAAAUUACAUAUUUCGGUAAAAGUAACAAUACAAGUAUAAAGUAUUACAUAAAAAGAAAAAUAUACUUAAAAUGUUUUUCGCGAAACAAAGCGAAGUAAAAUCAUCAAUAAUAAUCGCUUAUAAGAAAUAAAAAGCAUUAGAAACUAAAGAGAUAUUAAGAAUGAAAAGUCAUGUCUUUUAUUGAUUCAGCAAUAAUUACGUUGUUUUGAAAACUACAAUCAGUCCUACUUAAAAUUAAAGUACUAGUAUAUUCUUUUUAAGCAUGACUUCGUUUAAGACAUUUUACUUAGGUUCUAUUUUUACAAAUUGUCAACAAAAAUUAGACGUUAGGCCUAAUUAAUUGAACUUAAAAAUAAA